GAGGCGGGGAAAGAGGUGAGGAAGGAGGCGGAGGCAGCAGCAGGGGGAAGCCGCUGGUCCCGCCCCGCCGGCCGGGACCCUCCCUUUCCGCCGAGAAGGCGACGCAGCGCUGCCCAAGAUGGUGGCGGCGGGGCUGUGCCUGUGUGGGCUCCUCAGAUUGCUGUGCUCAUUGUUACUCCCUGCAUUAUUUCUAAGUGGAAUUUUGUGCAUCUGCUUGGUGGUACUGCUGUGGGGAGUACGACUGUGGUUACAAAGGAAGAAACAGUUGAGCUCAGCAGGAGGAGAUGGGAAGCGGCCACUGCUGGUAGCCUUUUUUCACCCGUAUUGCAACGCAGGAGGUGGAGGGGAGAGAGUCUUGUGGUGUGCCAUAAGAACGCUACAGAAGAAGUACAGGAAUGUAACAUGUGUUGUUUACACUGGUGAUAGAGAUGCCACUGGAGAAGAAAUAAUUGAAGGCGCUUUCAGAAGAUUCAAUAUUAAGUUAAUCCAUCCUGUGAAGUUUGUGUUUCUAAAAAAACGCUUCCUUGUGGAAGCUUCUCUUUAUCCUCACUUCACUCUGCUGGGACAAAGUUUAGGAUCGGUGUUCCUUGGCUGGGAAGCUCUUCUAAAGUGCGUUCCUGAUGUUUAUAUUGACUCAAUGGGUUAUGCCUUCACAAUUCCCCUCUUCAAAUACCUAGGAGGUUGUCGUGUUGGAUGCUACGUCCAUUACCCCACUAUCAGCACCGAUAUGCUCUCUGUCGUGAGGAAUCAGGAUACCAGGUUUAACAAUGCUGCCUUCAUUACAAGCAGCCCUCUCUUCAGCAAACUGAAACUUGUCUACUACUACUUCUUUGCUUUCAUGUACGGCUUGGUUGGUUCCUGCAGUGAUGUGGUAAUGGUGAACUCUUCUUGGACACUGAAUCACAUCCUUUCCCUCUGGAGAGCUGGGGCGUGCACCAGUGUUGUGUACCCACCAUGCGAUGUUCAGACUUUCCUGGAUAUUCCACUGGAAGUGGAAAAGAGCACCAGCGAAUAUUCCAUUGUUUCUGUCAGCCAGUUCAGGCCUGAAAAAGAUCAUCCUUUGCAAAUCAGAGCCUUUGCUAAAUUGCUGAAAGAGAAGAGAGUGGGGCAGCAGCCAUCACUGAAGCUGAUUUUAAUUGGCGGCUGUCGUAACCAGCAAGAUGAAGAGCGUGUAAAUAAGCUGAAAUGUCUGUGUGAAGAGCUGGGAGUUAGUGAUGAUGUGGUGUUCAGGAUUAACAUUCCCUUUGAGGAGCUGAAGAGACACCUGGCCGAGGCCACCAUUGGCCUGCACACCAUGUGGAAUGAGCACUUUGGGAUCGGCGUAGUUGAAUGUAUGGCAGCUGGCACAGUUAUCCUGGCUCACAAUUCUGGUGGCCCCAAACUGGACAUCGUGGUACCCCAUGAAGGACAUGUUACAGGCUUCCUAGCAGAAGAUGAGGACAGUUAUGCAGAGACAAUGGCUUUUAUCUUUUCAUUGUCUCCUGAGAAAAGACUGCAGAUCAGAGAAAAUGCUCGUCGCUCUGUGCACAGGUUUUCUGACCAGCAUUUUGAAGACACAUUCCUGUUAUCUGUGGAGCCAUUAUUUAAAUAAGUGUAUAUAAGUAAAAAUGAACAUGAGUAAAAUUAACUUUUUAUAUUUGACUGUGUGGCAUGUGUAAAUAUAUCUAAGCUAUGAUCCCUUGGUUCCAUUCAAUAAAAACGUUUUUUCUU
Messenger RNA from Poecile atricapillus (Black-capped chickadee), 1710 nucleotides. It is a transcript of the gene ALG11, whose product is annotated as ALG11 alpha-1,2-mannosyltransferase. The record is from RefSeq and is a predicted model, not a curated record. The transcript is spliced from 4 exons. Gene Ontology annotation, cellular component: endoplasmic reticulum membrane. Gene Ontology annotation, molecular function: GDP-Man:Man(3)GlcNAc(2)-PP-Dol alpha-1,2-mannosyltransferase activity. Bases 119 to 1591 code for a protein of 490 amino acids. Lineage: Eukaryota; Metazoa; Chordata; Aves; Passeriformes; Paridae. Gene Ontology annotation, biological process: protein N-linked glycosylation.